Cylicostephanus goldi is the source of this 402-nucleotide messenger RNA. The record is from the annotation of a GenBank genome assembly. NCBI's taxonomy places the organism in Eukaryota, Metazoa, Nematoda, Chromadorea, Rhabditida, Strongylidae.
AUGCAUCUUACGUAUACCAUACUAGUUGUUCACGAGGCGGAAGCCCGACCACCCGAGGCGCCAGAAUUCAGUGGAAAAUUCCAAUCCACAACCGUCUAUGAAGGAGACUCGGUCAAACUGUUCUGUAGAGCUAACGGCGAUAAAAUCACUUUCAGAUGGUUCAAGGAUAACGAAGAGAUUCCAAAUGCUCCACCAUACAAGUAAAUACAAAAUGGACCUAAUGAUACGACGCUGAUGAUCGAAAAUGCCACAUUGGCUGAAGGAGGCAAUUAUCGUUGUGAUGCCACCAAUAGAUUCGGAACAACGGCGCUGAAUGGUCGUGUGGUCGUACAAAGCCGUCAGAAAUUUGGUGCACCACAUAGGGAACAAAUCACGCUGCGAAAAGUAGAUCGACGACUGGCA